Molecule: messenger RNA, 2373 nt
Organism: Nylanderia fulva
Lineage: Eukaryota; Metazoa; Arthropoda; Insecta; Hymenoptera; Formicidae
Gene: Diap2
Product: Death-associated inhibitor of apoptosis 2
Biological process (GO): positive regulation of protein ubiquitination; negative regulation of apoptotic process; regulation of cell cycle
Cellular component (GO): cytoplasm; nucleus
Molecular function (GO): cysteine-type endopeptidase inhibitor activity involved in apoptotic process; ubiquitin protein ligase activity
Source: RefSeq, a predicted model, not a curated record
CUGUGUAUUUACGGUUACACCAGGUUAUAUACAUCCACCCAUAUCGACAAUCAGUUGAUCAGUCGCAGAAGGGAGAAAAGUCCAGAGAAAAUAAUCGCAAACCUCGAGUCCGAGCUCCUGUCAUGUCAUCUCCCGCAUAAAUUGAGAGAGGAGGUAACCCAAUAAGGCGACCUACAUCUGCACCAAGAUGUAUCACUAGACGAGAAGAUGACCUUCGAUCGACGACAGCUUCGCUGAAAAAGAAUUUCGAUUAUCGUGUCAUAUCAGGCGAGACACUGUAUGACAUGAACGUCGAGGAGAAAAGACUCGCGACCUCGGAAUGGCCAUCCAACGCGGCGAUCGGCGCGUCCUGCCUCGCGAAGGCGGGUUUUUACUAUACCGGACAUUUCUUGGAGGUGCAGUGCUUUCUGUGCGGGACGAGGAUAUCGGACUGGAGCUACGGCGACCAGGCGAUGGCGCGUCAUCGCCGAAAAGCGCCCACCUCCUUCGUCCUCGACUCAGCUAGGACCUGCAACGUCCCCUUGAUUCCGAUGAUAGCUAGCGCGAUGACAGCUGGUCCGAUGACAGCUGGCCCGAUGACGUCACCGUCGUCAUCAUCAUCGUCCUCCUCCUCCCAACGAUCCGAGAGCGUCGAGAGCCCGCAGGACUCUCGUGCUGCGUCGAGGUCCUCCUCGGAUCCUUCCAAGUACCAGACUGUCUCGCAGAGGCUGCAGACGUUUGAUAGCUGGCCGCUUACUUCCAGCAUUCGGCCAGAACAGCUGGCUUCUGCAGGAUUCUAUUAUCUUCAGUAUGAAGAUAUGGUGGAAUGCGCAUUUUGCAAAGGUGUUAUAAUGAAUUGGAAAGCUGGAGACAAUCCAGAGCAUGCCCAUAAAUUAAAUUUUCCAAAUUGUGAUUUCUAUAUGAGAGAAACAGAAGAUGAUACAUUUGGAUUAGUCAAACUCUUGCCUGGUACUAGCACAGAUUUAACAGAAUUGGGAGUACAAGUGCAUACAGUAUCUAAAUCACAAUAUACAACAUUUGAAAGAUUGCAAACCUUUCGAAACUGGCCGAAAAAUCUCAAGCAAACUCCAGAAAUGUUAGCUGCUGCUGGAUUCUAUUAUCAAGGAUUUGACGACCAAGUCAGAUGUUUUCAUUGCGAUGGAGGAUUACAUGGUUGGCAGCCAACAGAUGAUGUCUGGAUUGAGCAUGCAUUCUGGUUUUCAAGUUGCGGCUUUGUAAUCCUUAUGCGUGGUCAAAAAUUCAUCAAACAAAGCAUAAAUAUAAGAGGAUCUUUAAAUCUUUCGAUUUUUGAUGUACCAGAGGAGAACAAUGCUACAGAAAAUUCGGUUGCAUCUCUUCCCGCAAUACAAUGUAGCGAAGCAAUAAUAAUAGAGACGGAUGCAGAGUCUACGAGUGACAUUACAGAAACUCCAGUCACUUCCAGUCCUUCAGUUUUACAACCUGGCAAGCCAAUAUCAGACACAGCAACACCUAUGACAGGUGUUACAGACACUACAGUUACUUCCAGUCCGACAAUUUUACAAUCUAACAAACCGAUAACAGAUGUAACAGUUAAGAUGCUACUAGAUACCCCUCCAGCUAAGGCUGCUCUUGAAAUUGGAUUACAUGUGGACAGAGUAACGAGAGCUCUGAAGAGAAGAAUGGAAGAGGUUGGCGAACCCUAUGUAAAUGCUACACAUCUCAUAGAAGCUGUUCUGCAUGAUCAACUCAUGGAAGAGCCUACUAGACUCGAUAAUAUUCCUACUUCAUCUUCGGAAUUGAAGACUUUAUUAAAUCAAAUUAUGCAAUCUGAUGACUCUACAAGUAAGGAAACUACGCAAGAAUCUGAUGCAAGUAAAAGUAAAUAUGAUAAGAAGGAAGUGGAGACUGAAUCAGAUGAUAUUAUGUUUUUGCAAGAGGAGAAUAGAAAAUUAAAGGAGGCUCGUUUAUGCAAGAUCUGUAUGGACAACGAAUUAGCUAUAGUGUUUUUACCUUGUGGCCAUUUAGCGACGUGCGACAACUGUAUACCGGCCUUAACGACAUGUCCAUUGUGCAGACUGAAGAUCCGUGCUUAUGUUCGUAUCUUCUUGUCUUAAUUGGCAAAUGUAAAAUAGACGUUGAAAGAGUGUGACAAAUAUUUGACGAGAUUAGAAAAUCGAUGUUCCUAUAUUUAUUGGUCAUAUGACGCUGCAUUUUACAUAAAAUAUAUAUUGUUAUGUAUAUAUUUUGCAAAUAUCUCUCUAUCGAUUUUAUUUUUUGAAAGUAUGUACAAAUAGAAGAUGAAGAAAUAUGUACAAAUAUUUAUUUAUACAUAUAUUUUAUUAUUAUAAAGCAGCGAAUAAAAAAAUGUAAUAUUGAAUGGAAACUUAAUUAGAUUACGACAAUAUUGUUUUA